UUGCCAAAAAUUGCCCGGGUAAAUCAACUUUCACCAAGCGCAUCGAGACCUCCGACCGCCAUAAAACGACAAGUGAUCCCGUUAAAUCGCAAGCUGGAAACCAAGCGGCACUUACGGAGUGAGAAGUCGGAUAAGGAACCUGCCAUAAUAAAAGCUAAGAAGCGCAAAAGGCCCGGAUCUAACGCCCUGCUGUCUCUUCAAAAGGCAGCAGAGGUACAUCUCGCAUGUCUUUUCGAGGAUACGAACCUCGCGGCGAUCCACGCUCGUCGAGUAACGAUUAUGCCUAGGGACAUCAGGCUGGUGCGACAUAUACGUAUUAGUGCUUCACAAAUGGCACUUUAUCUACAAAACUCUUCGGAUACUCACAGUCAAUGGAUAUUGGGACAUUUAUUGCUAUAUGUCCAACUUUUUUCAGAAGUCUGUUUGUUAUUACUGUAUGCAUAA
Cooperia oncophora is the source of this 444-nucleotide messenger RNA. Lineage: Eukaryota; Metazoa; Nematoda; Chromadorea; Rhabditida; Trichostrongylidae. The record is from the annotation of a GenBank genome assembly.